GCGUACGCGGAUGAAACCCGGCUGUGUCCGAGUGAAAUGGUGUUAGCGUUAACAAAUAGUUGUGUUGUUUGUUCUGUCGUAGGCUAUUUGAGGAGUAAAGAGUAACUUGGUAACUCUUCCUAACAAAGGGAGUACCUUCUGAGAAUACACGAUGAGUGCUGAGGUGGAAAAAAAAUCCAAGGACGUUGCCGUGGAGAGGGUAGGAUGGAAUCAUCAGCUCGAGUUUUUCUUCUCCUGUGUGGGGUACGCCGUGGGUCUCGGAAAUAUCUGGCGCUUCCCUUACCUGGCUUUCCAGUAUGGCGGAGGCGCCUUUCUUGUGCCAUAUGUUAUCAUGCUGACGAUAUGCGGUCUGCCGCUCUUUUACAUGGAACUGGCCUUUGGUCAGUUCGGCUCUUUAGGGCCUAUAACUAUAUGGAGGGUCAGUCCAAUUUUCAUCGGUAUUGGGAUAGCCAUGGUACUCAUCUCCGGUAUGGUCUGUCUCUACUACAACGUCAUCAUCAUGUACGGCCUGUUCUACUGCAUGACGUCACUGAUCUCGCUGGAUGACGUACUUCCGUGGUCGACGUGCGGGAAUUCCUGGAACACCAAGUUCUGCGUGUCCGAGAAGUUGGACACGUCCAACAUGACGGAGACACAGGCGGUCAAUGCCACGUUAGGAAAGAUGGACUUGGACUGUGUGUCCAGCAUCAUGUCCAACCAGACGGGGGUCACGUGGGCGACCUUGACCUACAACUACACGCAGACCGUCCUCAAGUCAUGUGACAGGGCUGUGCUGCCCAGUGAGGAGUACUACACGCGUCACGUUCUAAGACUGCAUGAGGCCGAGUACAUGGGCAACCUGGGCGGGAUGAGUCUAAAGCUCUUCGUUUUCCUGGCCAUCACCUGGAUCAUACUUUUUGUUAUACUCAGAAGGGGCGUGGAGACUUCCGGCAAGAUCGUCUAUUUUAUGGCACUAUUCCCAUACGUGGUCCUCAUCGCCUUGCUAGCCCGUGGGGUGACGCUGGAGGGUUACUGGAAAGGUAUCGAGUACUACAUCAUACCCAAAUGGGAGAAGCUUGCAAAUAUCGACGUGUGGCGGGAAGCAGCCAAUCAGAUCUUCUACUCACUUGGGCCGGCGUUUGGUACUUUAAUAACACUGGCGUCGUACAACCCGUUCAAGCACAACUGCUACAGGGACGCUGUUCUUGUGGCUGUCAUCAACUGCUCUACCUCGGUCUUCGCCGGAUUCGCCAUAUUCGCCAUGUUGGGAUACAUGGCUCACGUGACCAACCAGGAUGUGGAAAGUGUGACAAAUAGCGGUGCCGGGCUGGUUUUUGUUGUCUACCCAGAAGGCAUCGCUCGCAUGCCCUUUGCCCCAGUGUGGGCCAUCCUCUUCUUCGUCAUGUUGAUCUCCCUUGGCAUGGAUAGCCAGCUCGCCAUGUUUGAGACCGUCAUCAGCGCCAUUGUGGACGAGUUUCCUAACGUACUGCGCAGGCGCAGAAUGCUGUUUUCUUUUGUCUGUCACGUCAUCGGCUUCCUGCUGGGUAUACCGAUGGUGACCUACGGGGGCAUGUGGGUGCUGACCUUAAUGAACAGCUACUCGGCUAGUUAUGCUCUGCUCUUCACGUGCCUGUGUGAGCUGGUCGCUUUAAACCAUGUUUACGGCAACAAACAGUUUUGUCAAGACAUUGAGAUGAUGAUCGGGUUCCAGCCCAACUGGUACUGGAGGGUAUGUUGGACGAUCAUCACACCUAUAGCUAUUGUGCUGAUGCUCAUCCUGUCAUGCAUAUUCUACUCUCCCGUCGAGUACAACGGCUACGAGUUUGAAGGCUGGGUUCAGGGACUUGGUUUUCUCAUGGUGGUCCUUCCCAUAGCCGCCAUACUGCUAGGGGCGGUAAUCCAGGUCAUACGAUAUAAGGGCAUCAGGAAAGCCAUGGCACCCCACCCGCUGUGGGGGCCGGCCAACAAGGAGGACAGGGUGGGGCGGUACGCGACAACCAAUGAAGGGUUCGAGGGAGACUCGGUGGACGAGCUCAAGGACCCCGGGGCAUUCUCCCAGCAGACGAUAGUCACCAUGGACAUUCAGCUGGGCAACGGGAAACACGGCGAGUCGGUGGAAACGUAUGCUUUUUAAGAAUACAUAUUUGUGUAUCUCUACCGCUACUCGUUACCUGAUCUCUACAUAGAAACACAGCUACUGUUCUAUAUUUUAGUUAAGACGAUUUUGAACAAAAAGGAGUUUCUAUUUACCGGCUCAAACCAAUAAAUUACAGCGUGCGUUAAGAAUACAAGGAUUGUGUACAAGUGUAUGCAUGUAUACACUUUUCUUGUUUGGCUUAGAGACUAAAACCACUUUGUUAUGCAUUUUUAAUGUACAAAUACGAUCAUUAAAAAACAUUAUUUCUGUAAGAUGUUUGAAUAUAUACAUAUACAUCUAUAAUACAUUAGUUCGAUACAUCUCGAAUCGAAAUCAAACACAUACAACUCACAUCACAGACAAACAAAAUCACACAGAAAUCACAAUAACAUACAUCACCGAAACGCAUAAAAAAAGGGGGGAAAUUCAUAAAUUUAAGAAAAACAAAUUUUUCAUUGGUAGAUUCUAUACUAUGUAGUUACCUUCAUAUAAUGUUUUUUUUGUAAAUAAAUUUACAU
Messenger RNA from Physella acuta, 2634 nucleotides. Its product is annotated as sodium-dependent proline transporter. Gene Ontology annotation, cellular component: plasma membrane. Lineage: Eukaryota; Metazoa; Mollusca; Gastropoda; Physidae. Gene Ontology annotation, molecular function: amino acid:sodium symporter activity. Gene Ontology annotation, biological process: nitrogen compound transport; sodium ion transmembrane transport; amino acid import across plasma membrane. The record is from RefSeq and is a predicted model, not a curated record.